Molecule: messenger RNA, 311 nt
Organism: Periophthalmus magnuspinnatus
Lineage: Eukaryota; Metazoa; Chordata; Actinopteri; Gobiiformes; Gobiidae
Gene: gng8
Product: guanine nucleotide binding protein (G protein), gamma 8
Exons: 3
Coding region: 99-311 (70 amino acids)
Biological process (GO): G protein-coupled receptor signaling pathway
Cellular component (GO): heterotrimeric G-protein complex
Molecular function (GO): G-protein beta-subunit binding
Source: RefSeq, a predicted model, not a curated record
CUGUUACUGUAACGCGGACCGGGUCAAGACCUAAAUGAAAUCAGGAGUCAGUGACGCUGGCCUUCUGAUUGUUGAUAUCAGUGCUGCUGCUGUGUAGGAUGUCGAACAAUAUGGCCAAGAUUGCAGAUGCCCGAAAGACAGUGGAGCAACUAAAACUGGAGGUCAACAUAGAGAGGAUGCUGGUGUCUAAGGCUGCUGCUGAACUCAUGGCAUACUGUGAAUCUCACGCCAAAGAGGAUCCUCUGGUCACUCCCGUCCCUUCAUCUGAAAACCCAUUCAGAGAGAAGAAAUUAUUCUGUGUCAUUCUGUAA